Molecule: messenger RNA, 1681 nt
Organism: Lytechinus pictus (painted urchin)
Lineage: Eukaryota; Metazoa; Echinodermata; Echinoidea; Temnopleuroida; Toxopneustidae
Exons: 4
Coding region: 138-572 (144 amino acids)
Source: RefSeq, a predicted model, not a curated record
AUUUCUGAUCUUAUCUAGUUAGGAGCACGAUCAUUCAAGUCUUUGCUUAGCAAAUAUCAUAAGUAUUACUUGAUUUUGGAUUAUCGGUAUUCGGAUUUUAAAGAAAUCUAUUAACAGGAUUUUCCCCCUUUUUAAAGAUGACAACAAUGAUAAGAAUUACCCAAAUCGCUGUCUCUCUCGUCAUAGGCUUUGCUGUAAUACAAUAUACAAUCGCCAAAAAACCAGAACCUGACCGAAGCAUUGCAGCAGUGGUGAUGUCCCUGUGCACCCCAUACCAGGAGGCUAAGAAGGAAUAUGACAUGAAAUGCAACAGAACCCUCACCGAUGGGUUGAAAGGGCAUUCCGAUAAAGCUAAGAUUUUCAUUGAGGCUGCCGACAGCAAGACGUACUGCACGGGGAACGAGAACGAAGGAUCGUUGCUUCGUUUUGACACGGCAUGUCAUGUGAUUGCUCAUCUCUGUGACUACAUGCAACUUGGAGAACUGAUGAAGUGCCCCCAUGCUCAACCACUGACUAAGAGGAAAAGCCACGUGAAAAGUAGCUCCAAGAAAUCUGUGCGAAGAAAGGAAUAAUUCAAUUCAACCAACACGGAUGGAUUUUCUGCAAAUAUUAAGUUAAAUACAAUAGGUUUUCACCUCUGCAUUUGAAGCAUACAGUAUAACGACAAUUAUAACAGAAUCGUGCAAGUGUCAGCCUAGCUUGAAGGACAAGUCCACCCCAACAAACAGUUGAUUUGGAUAAAAAGAGAAAAUUUCAACAAGCAUACCACUGAAAAUUUCAUCAAAAUCAGAUGUAAAAUAAGAAAGUUAUGACAUUUUAAAGUUUUGCUUAAUUUCACAAAACAGUUAUAUGCACAUCCUGGUGGGUAUGCAAAUGAGGAGCCUGAUGGCGUUAUCCACUCAUUAUUUCUUUCGUAUUUUAUUUUAUGAAAUAGGGAAUAUUCUAUUUUUCUCCUUAUUGUCAAGAGAAACAACGAUUAAUUCCUCCCUGAACAUAUAGAAUGAGCAUUGUUAAAUACUAUAUGAUUCAGUCAAGUUGGUCCUUAUUGUCAGAUCUAUUUAAAAAAAUGAAAUAUUGUAUAAUUCAAACAAUAAAAAACAAAAGAAAUAGUGAGUGAGGGACAUCAUCGACUUUCUCAUUUGAGUUGUGUACAUCACUGUUUUGUGAAAAAUAAGCAAAAAUUUUAAGUACCAUAACUUUCUUAUUUUACAUCCGAUUUUGAUGAAACUUCCGCGGUUUGCUAGUUUGCUUUUUUUCUCUAUUUAUUCAAAUCAACAUUUUAUGGGGUGGACUUGACCUUUAAGUAACCCCCAAUCGAAAGUUCUUCAUGACUAUCAUCUUGAUCAUGAUUCUUGCUUUGUAUAGAUUGAGAUAAAGCAAACCACUGGAACUAAUGAUGAAUAUAUCUUCUUCUUUGUGAAUUACUAAUUUCAACGUUAGUUUCAAUCUUUGAAUAUGAAUAUGGAAUUAAAAGAAAUGAAAAUGAAAUAUUGCUAUACAUUUAAUAUUCACCUUUAUUGCAAAGUGUUAAUUAAGAUAAGGAUUACACCAACGUCACAAAUUUGGAAUAUCACCCAUUCUUUCUUCGACCCAUACAAAUUGACGAAAGAUGCACUAAUUGAUUUUUUACUUGCUUUGGCAGCUGUAUUUUGUUUCUUAAAUUAAAUAUCUUUACAGAAAG